AUGUCUAAUGCGAAUAAUUCGAUUAAUAAAAUUAUUGCUCAGUCAAGUAAAUUAGAUCGAUCGACAAGUAGCGUUCGGUUUCAAAUUGAAAAAGUAUUUGAUGACGACGAUGAUGGACCCGAAGAUUCUUCGAAUUCAAAAAAGGUAUUAGAUAAAACAUCAAGUGUUCCGAUAAAUUUCACGUCAUCGACAAAUUCGAAUGAAUCGAAGAAAAAAAUGCUUUUCGAUCAAAAGACUGACAGUCUUACGGUUAAUGAACAACCUGGCACCUAUGACACGAUCGAAGCAUUACCACAUAGUGAUCAUUAUCGAAAUCUAUUUUCAUUCACAUCUUCAGAGCCAAAAACUCGACCAACAUUAGAAGCGUUGCAUGGGACAAAAUGCGCGUCAGCAAAACUGAAUUUGGCAUCAACGAUCGAUCUGAACAGCGAAAUGGUUAGUUCAGUUAUGAUACCAUCUGAUCAACCAAUCAAAGCAGAAAUUAAACCAAAAACUGAAAUUGUUAAAUUUGGAUGGAUUAUUGGCGUUCUUAUUCGCUGCGUAUUGAACAUCUUCGGUGUCAUGCUGUUUCUUCGUCUAUCCUGGGUUACAGGUCAAGCCGGUAUUGGUUUAGCGUGUAUAAUCAUCAUCAUUUCAACGGUCGUCACUAUUCUAACAUCAUUAUCAAUGAGUGCGAUAUGUACGAAUGGCGAAGUCAAGGGUGGUGGAACUUAUUAUCUGAUCUCACGUAGUCUUGGUCCGGAAUUCGGAGGUGCUAUCGGCUUGAUAUUUUCUUUCGUUAACGCAGUUGCUGCAGCGAUGUAUACAAUUGGUUUUGCUGAAACAGUUCGUGAUCUUCUGAAAGAGUAUGGAGUGAAGAUCUUUGGAACAGUAAUCGAUGGAGAAUCAGUGAAUAUUGUACGCAUUAUUGGAGUGAUUACAAUGACUAUUAUUUUGGGCAUUGCCUUGAUUGGUAUGCGCGGGGAGACUAUUGUGCAAAUUACACUACUUAUUACACUAAGUGCGUCACUUCUGGACUUUUUUAUUGGUUCAUUGAUGCCUGUUACAUCGUAUAAGCGUCGACAUGGUUUCGAAGGCUAUUCAUGGAAGAUAAUUAAGGAAAAUUUCGGUCCGAGAUUUACCAAUGGAGAAACAUUUCAGCAUGUUUUCGGCGUUUUCUUUCCGUCAGUAACAGGAAUCCUCGCUGGUGCAAAUAUAUCGGGAAAUUUAAAAAACCCGUCAAAAGCUAUUCCGUUAGGUACUAAUGUAGCGAUCGGAAUAACAACAUUUGUUUAUCUUGCCUUUUGUGUCAUCUCGGGUUGUACUACUCAUCGUGAAAUUGCUUUGGAUUACUACGAACGUCGUAAUGGUAGUGCAAUGCAGAUCGUUAACUGCACAAUUCAUUGGAAUGAUAAAAAUUGUAAAUCAGGAUUAGUUUAUAACUAUCAAACAAUGAAAAUGAUAGCCGCUUUUGGACCUUUGAUCACUGCUGGAAUUUUUGCAGCAACGUUAUCGAGUGCUCUAGCGAGUCUGGUCGGUGCUCCGAAAAUCUUCCAAGCGGUGUGUCGCGACAUGAUAUUUCCUCGUUUGAAGUAUUUUGCUGUUGGUAAUGGAAAAUCUGAUGAACCUAUACGGGCCUAUUUCCUAACGUAUCUUGUUGCUGUUUCGUUUACUGCGAUUGGCGAACUGAAUAAGAUUGCACCAAUUAUUUCAAAUUUUUUCCUUAUGACCUAUGCGUUGGUCAAUUAUGCAUGUUUUGAUGCUUCACUAGCCAAAGCCAGUGGAUGGCGACCAGGUUUUCGAUACUAUAACAAAUGGUUAGCGUUAACAGGAGCUAUAUCUUGUGUUGCUGUUAUGUUUAUCAUUAACUGGUGGGCGGCUUUGAUCACAUUCUUGGUGAUGAUUGGAAUCUAUCUUUACGUUCGAACAACAAAACCAGAGAUCAACUGGGGCUCGACGGCUCAUGCACAUACGUACCGUCGUGCACUUGACGCAACUCAUAAACUAGAUGCUAUUCAAGAACAUGUGAAAAAUUUCCGACCUCAAAUGUUGGUGUUUACUGGGAAUCCAAUUCAUCGUUCAGUCUUAGUUGAUCUUUGUUCCUUGGUUACUCAUGGCCGUAGUUUAAUGAUCUGUGGGAAUGUUAUCAUAGACGACCCAACAGUAAAUCUACCGUAUAAACAGAAUGACGAUGGAGAAACUUGGUUAAAGCAGCGUACGGCAAAAGCAUUCUAUCAACCUGUUGUCGAACCUAGUCUUCGACAAGGAGCAAUUGCACUAUUGCAAUGUGUCGGAGUAGGGAAAAUGCGACCAAAUGUCGCUGUGCUCGGUUUUAAGAAUGACUGGACGGCUAAUGCAAUUGCAACCAUCGAUUAUUUCAAUAUUAUUCAUGACGCGUUGCAUCUCAAGUAUGGUAUUGGCAUUCUACGAUUACAGACAGGACUUGAUGAAAGUGACUUUUUUCAACCGGAUCUGCCUGACGACGAAGAUGAUGAUGACGACGAUAACGAUGAAUCAGUUAUUUCAAGUCCGCUACGACGUAUUCCAAAGGUAAACAACAGUGCCGCACAACAAAUAGACGGUUUAAUAUUGAAAAAUGCGGGUGCAAGUGAAGGUAUUUCGCUAACCAUGGAUAUAUUUGGUCCAAAGAAAACCUCAGCUGACACGAUCGAUGUUUGGUGGUUGUUUGAUGAUGGUGGAUUAACCUUACUAUUACCGUACCUACUGCAACGUCGAAAACGUUGGCGUAAUUGUCAACUUCGAAUAUUUUCAUGCGUACCUGGAGAUAAAACUGAUGCAGAAAGGCAACAUGUGGCUAUGGCAUCAUUAUUAACAAAAUUUCGUAUAAAAUACACCGAUUUACAUGUUCUUCACGGUUUGAACAAACAACCGAACGAACGUGAAACCGAAAAAUUCCAACAACUUCUGCAAGCUUGGCAUCAAAACAAUAAAAAUCUCUCGACAACGGAUGAAUCAUGGAGAAUUUUAGACAUUGAGUUAGAUAUGAACAAAGAAAAGAUUAAACGAGGACUUAACCUUCACGAGUAUCUAAUCGAACACAGUUCUCAAUCAACACUUAUUAUCGUUACGUUACCCAUUCCACGGAAACAAUCGAUAUCCGCUGGACUUUAUCUCGCAUAUUUGGAUGCGAUUAGUUACAAUUUACCUCCAUUAUUAUUCUUACGUGGCAAUCAAAAGAAUGUUCUGACAUAUUAUUCCUAA
Messenger RNA from Adineta ricciae, 3201 nucleotides. Lineage: Eukaryota; Metazoa; Rotifera; Eurotatoria; Adinetida; Adinetidae. The record is from the annotation of a GenBank genome assembly.